GCACGAUCAUCGUCGCCAGGGACAUCGCCCAUGCGCGGAUGAACGACUUGAUGCAGUCGGGCAAGGGCUUGCCCGACUACAUCCCGGGGGGGGUGUCGCCGGGCUUGCGGGUCCCGCGGCCCCUGGGAGCUCGCAUCGCGGACCACCGCCCCCGGCGCAUCAAGAAGUACCCCGUGUAUUACGCCGGGCCCGCCAAGACGCCAGCCGGCAAGCCCUCGGGGGCCUUCGGCCCGACCACCUCGGGGCGCAUGGACCCGUACGACGGGCUCAUAGGCGGCGCCAGAUCGCGCGGCUGCGAGUCUGCAGCAGGGGCGGUCGUGUGCCGCGCGUGCGCGGAUGCCCUGCGAGUGGGCCCUUUCCAGGAGAAGGGGGGGUCCAUGAUCAUGAUCGGGAAGGGCAACCGCUCCGCGGCGGUCACGCAGGCCUGCAAAAAGCACGGCGGCUUCUACCUUGGUUCCAUCGGCGGGGUGGCAGCCACGCUCGCCGACUCCAGCAUCAAGAAGGUCGAGGUCCUGGACAUGGAAGAACUGGGCAUGGAGGCCGUAUGGAAGAUUGAGGUCGAGGGCUUUCCUGCCUUCAUGGUGGUCGACGAUAAGGGCAACGACUUCUUCAAGAAGUGGAGCAAGGACGCCGCAAAAGAGCCCGAGGCGGACUCCUCGUUCGACGAGGUGAGGGACAUCUUCCAUGGCCUGGACCAGGACAAGUCGGGUAAGAUCUCCUUCGUGGAGCUCAGGGACGGCCUGGGAGUGUCGGACGAGAAGGCUUUGGAUCUGAUGUCACGGUUUGACGUGGAUAGGGACGGGACAUUGGAUGCGGAGGAGGUCGAGUUCAUGCUCCGCAAGGACGAAUCCGUCCGCGCCAUGCUGCAUAAAUAG
This is a messenger RNA of Prorocentrum cordatum, 875 nucleotides long. Lineage: Eukaryota; Dinophyceae; Prorocentrales; Prorocentraceae. The record is from the annotation of a GenBank genome assembly.